CGUGCCCGGGGAGGCUCCGUGUCCCGGGAAGGCUCCGUGUCCCGGGGAGGCUCCGUGUCCCGGGAAGGCUCCGUGUCCCGGGGAGGCUCCGUGUCCCGGGGAGGCUCCGUGCGCUGCUUCCCGUGAGCCGGGACCGGAUUCGCCUUCCCAGGCUCGCCAGCCAAGUGUGGGCAGGCUCCAGGGAAAACUUGGGAGUUGUGCUCUGGCCGUGGGAACGGGGAAAGCUGUGGCUGUGGGGGCUGUCUGGGCACAGCGGGACUUGUUUUUCCACCUUCCCCUUCCCCUCGGGUCCCGUCGGGUGAUGUUUGCCGAGCCCGCAGCCAGGUACGAGAUGUGGUGUGGGGUGUGCCGGGAUCGGGAGCGGCCCGGAGCUCUCCUCCUCUUGCCGGCUCUUUCAUCUCUUUCAUCUCUUUUCUUUUCUGAUUGCUUAAAAUUUUCACCUCAGCUUCUUCCUGGAGGAUUUUCCAGAGCUUUUUAACAUUCCUAACCCCACUGGGAGCGGCUGCCAGAGCCACUCAGUCCCUCAGGGAGAGAGGAGAGAGAAAUCGGGGAGAUCAGCAAACCUGAGGAUGCCAGAGCAUGUGGGAGAGGGCUGGAACGUGACCUGGAGUGUUUCCUCCUAGGGCUAGUGAUGGCAGGAGGCUGGCAUGUGGGUCUGGGAAGGGAAAGGGUUUGGGAUAGAGAUGUGAUGGUGGAAAGGGUUUGGGAUUCAGAUCUGAUGGGAAGGGAAAGGGUUUGGGAUACAGAUCUGAUGGUGGAAGGGGGUUGGGAUACAGAUCUGAUGGUGGAAAGGGUUUGGGAUUCAGAUCUGAUGGUGGAAAGGGUUUGGGAUACAGAUCUGAUCUUGGAAAGGGUUUGGGAUUCAGAUCUGAUCUUGGAAAGGGUUUGGGAUUCAGAUCUGAUGGGAAGGGAAAGGGUUUGGGAUAGAGAUGUGAUGGUGGAAGUGGGUUGGGAUACAGAUCUGAUGGUGGAAAGGGUUUGGGAUUCAGAUCUGAUGAGAAGGGGGUUGGGAUAAAGGUCUGCAGCUCCCUGGGACUGUAAAUAUCCAUCAGGGAGAGGGUCUGUGAAACAAUGGGAUCCUUUAGGGGAGGGAAUGCUCUUCCUAGAGCCAGGAGCUCUGUUUUCUGUCUGGAGAGCUUAAAUCUAGGUUGCUGUGGAAAGGUGGGCAGGGUGACCUGAUUUUUGGUUGCUGGAGUGGAAAGUCCGGUUUUAUCCCAAGGCAGCUCCUCCAGGAUGUGAUCUUUGUGCUUGGCUGCACAAAGGGGUUUGUCUGGGUGGCUGGGCCUCGCCAGGAGGUGUGCAGGGCACUUUGGAGUGCGGUGUUCUGUUCCAGAACAGAACCCUCCUGCCAGCGGAGCUGGGGCUGUUCCCUUUCUGCUUCCCCUGGUUUGUUUUCCAGCCCUCACCUGCCUUUGGCUCCCACCCCUCGCAGCCGUGUGGUGUGAGCAGGGACAGAUCCUGACACUCCCUGUCCUUGCAGGUGGCUGUUCCCCAUCAUCGGCCACAUGGGCAUCUGCACCUCUGCCGGCGUCAUCCGCGACUUCGCGGGGCCCUACUUCGUGUCCGAAGACAACAUGGCAUUUGGGAAACCUGUGAAGUACUGGAAGCUGGAUCCCAGCAAGGUCUAUGCCACUGGUCCCAAUGCCUGGGACACGGCCGUGCACGACGCGUCCGAGGAGUACAAGCACCGCAUGCACAACCUCUGCUGUGACAACUGCCAUUCCCACGUAGCCCUGGCCUUAAACUUGAUGAGAUACGAUAACAGCACCUCGUGGAACAUGGUGAAACUGUGCUUCUUCACACUCCUCUAUGGGAAAUACGUCAGCAUAGGGGGGUUUGUGAAGACCUGGCUGCCCUUUGUGCUCCUUCUGGGGGUGAUUGUGACCGUGGUUCUCACGCUGCACCUGCGGUGAUGGCAGCCCUGAGCACACAGAGGAACAGACUGUGGCUGAUCCAGCGGGAUGGAGCCCUGGGACUCUGGGAGCCUUUUCCAGGGAAGGUGGCAGCCCCACUCCAUCGUGACAGCUCAUCUUCGUCCCCUGGAGCUGGCUUCUUCUCCUCCUGUUUUUGUUCUGUCGCUGGUGUCUCCCAGUGCCAGGGGUCUGGAAGCUUCUGCGCUCUCCCUUUCUGCAGCUGGGGAGGUGGGAAUGGAUCAGGAAAGGAGAGGGGUGGGCACCUUCGCUUUCAGUGCUGAGAAAAGCCUCAAGGCAAACUCCUGCAGUGGCACACGCAGAUACACCUUGGGAGGGUCUCUCUGAUCCCCUGCUUUCCUCCCCUCCCCAGAUGCCUCCUCAAGUUCCCUGGCUCUCCAGCUGGGAGUUGCUGUUUUCCCUGUGGCACAUCUCUGCAGCAGCACACGUUCCAGGGGGGAGUGUGGGGUUCUUGCUGGGAGGAUGGGGUGCCCCAGUGCUCGGGGAUGGCCCCAGCAGCGGAGGGUGAGGAGGGGGACACUCCUGAGGGACACUGCCAGGGCCAGAUGCCCUGGUGCUGCUGCUGGGCCUGGAAAGGCAGGAAAGCUGCAGGGCUGCCUUGGGAGUGCUGGGGCAGGGUGCAGCCCUCCAGGAGCCUGCUGCAGCGUUGGGAGACAGCCCUUUGUCCCUUUCAGCUUGUGCCAGAGAAAAUACCCCUGCUCCUCCCUGUGCUCUCAGUUGCCGAAUCUGGAGCUGCAAUCCUCACAAGCCACUUGUUUCCCUUUGAUCCCCGAGUCUCGCAGGCAGAGCUGGGGCAGAGAGGCUGAGCCUGGGGCUGCAGAGAGGAGGGGAAGGCACUGGGAGCUGCCCAUCUGGCUGGGUUUGCAGCAGCACAGGCCCCUGGCUUCCUCCUGGCUGGUGCCAGGUGGGGAUUGAGGAGUGGUUUGGGGAGCUGUGGACAGCACAGCUGGGCACAGGUGUGAGGAGCAGGAUGGGAGGGGGCUGUCCCUGAGCACCAGGCAGGAAGGGAGUUUGGAUGUGACCUGGAACCCCUUUACAGCUCUGCAGAGCUGAUUUUGGAGGGCUCUGAGCCAGGGGGAAUUUUAAAACCAGGCCUGGCUGAGCAGGUCCCCACUGCCUGCAGAGGGGGAGAAGAGCUUUUCCACUCACACCUGAAAAACCAGCUCAUACUCCAGCAGCUGAUGGAUUCCGAGGAAUCCAUUUCAAGGAGUGCUUGUGGCCAGCAGGAAAGCUUUUCUGGGGUCCCUGCCAUGUCUGCAGCUUCCUCUGACUGGGAGCCCACCCACUGUCAACCUGCUGGUUUUCAGACCCCUCCCCAUGUGCUUCUGCCACGUCCCUGACUCCUCCAGCCAUCUGGAGACUUGGACCCUCCUCUUGAGCUCGUUUCUGUGUUUUCCCCUUUUCCUCAGUCACUUCUAAAUCAGCCCUCGUGCCUCCUGCCCAUUGUUGUCCCUCUGUCCCCCCAUCAGCCUGGAGCUGGAACACUGCGGUGGCUGCUCCUUUCCGUGGGGAGAGCGUGGGAUGGAGGCUGCUGGGCCCGGGGCUGCCUGGAUGCCAAAAUCCUGAUCAGAAAGGCCCUGGAUGAAAGGAUGGAGUGUUCUGAGCUCUGUUCUGUGCCCAGGAGCCGCUGCCCAGGGUGAGCCAGCCGGGUGGAGAGGGGGAUGCCUUCCUUCAGCGCGAUUCCCUGGCGUGUCCGGCCCCGGGGCUGGAUCCUCCCUCAGCAAUAACCUGUGUUUUGUCCACGAGCUCUACAAGAAUUGCCAAAGCUGAGACUUGGGGGUGUCAGGGGGCCCCUGGACUUCCAAAACCCUUCUGUGAAAUUCCCUCUCGUUUGCUCCCGAUGCUUUUUACCAGAGCGGAGUUUGGAAUGAUGAGGCCGAGCCCCCGUCCCUCAUCCUUUGUUCCCUUCAUCUCUGCGGGGCGCUGGAUUUCUUUGUAAAUAUUUAAACUCUGCUUCUGUGGUUUCAUAAUCCCGACGGCAGGGAAAUAAACUGAUUUCUGUGGAUA
Messenger RNA from Cyanistes caeruleus (blue tit), 3938 nucleotides. NCBI's taxonomy places the organism in Eukaryota, Metazoa, Chordata, Aves, Passeriformes, Paridae. The record is from RefSeq and is a predicted model, not a curated record.